CGGAGCAGGCGGAGGGCGCGCGGCCGGCUGCGGUUGGGCGGGUCCGGUCCGGCGGGGUCCCUGGCGUCGCCGUGGGCGCCUGGUAGGCUCGGCCCUGCUCACCUUGCUUCCCCUCUCCCGGUCCCCGUCCCCGUCCCUGGCUCCUCGGGCUGCGGACUCCGGACUCGCGGGGACCCCGCGCGGAGACAGGCGGCAGGGAGCGCGUAACUCGGUGGCACCAUGUGUGGCAUCUGGGCCCUGUUUGGCAGCGACGACUGCCUGGCCGUGCAGUGUCUGAGUGCCAUGAAGAUCGCACACCGGGGCCCAGACGCGUUCCGCUUUGAGAAUGUCAAUGGCUACACCAACUGCUGCUUUGCGUUUCACCGGCUGGCGGUGGUGGAUCCUCUGUUUGGAAUGCAGCCCAUUCGACUGAGGAAAUAUCCUUCUUUGUGGCUCUGUUACAAUGGUGAAAUCUACAACCACCGGGCGCUGCAACAAUACUUUGAGUUUGAAUACCAGACCAAUGUGGAUGGAGAGAUCAUUCUUCAUCUGUAUAACAAAGGAGGGAUUGAGCAAACAGUUCGCAUGUUGGAUGGGGUGUUUGCCUUUAUUUUACUGGACACUGCCAAUAAGAAAGUAUUCUUGGGCAGAGACACGUAUGGCGUCAGACCUAUGUUCAGAGUCUUGACAGAAGAUGGAUUUCUGGCUGUGUGUUCUGAAGCUAAAGGUCUUGUUACACUGAAGCACUCCACAGCUCCAUUUUUAAAAGUGGAGCCUUUUCCUCCGGGACACUAUGAGGUUUUGGAUUUAAAGCCCAAUGGCAAGGUGACAUCUGUGGAAAUGGUUAAAUUUCAUCACUGUACUGACGAGCCUGCCCAUGCCUGCCAUGACGGUGUGGAGAAACUCUUUCCAGGUUUUGAGCUGGAAACUGUGAAGAGCAACCUGCGUAUCCUUUUCAACAACGCUGUUAAGAAGCGUUUGAUGACAGACAGAAGGAUCGGCUGCCUUUUGUCAGGGGGCUUGGACUCCAGCUUGGUUGCUGCCACUCUGUUGAAGCAACUGAAGGAGGCCCAAGUGCAGUAUCCUCUGCAGACAUUUGCCAUCGGCAUGGAGGACAGUCCUGACCUGCUGGCUGCCAGAAAAGUGGCAAAUCAUAUUGGAAGUGAACAUCAUGAAGUCCUCUUUAACUCUGAGGAGGGCAUUCAGGCCUUGGAUGAAGUCAUAUUUUCCUUGGAAACCUAUGACAUUACAACAGUUCGCGCAUCAGUGGGCAUGUAUUUAAUUUCCAAGUAUGUUCGGAAGAACACAGACAGUGUGGUGAUCUUCUCUGGAGAAGGAUCCGAUGAGCUGACGCAGGGCUACAUCUAUUUCCACAAGGCUCCUUCUGCGGAAGAGGCUGAGGAGGAGAGCCGGAGGCUGCUGAAGGAGCUGUAUCUGUUUGACGUUCUCCGAGCCGACCGGACGACUGCUGCCCACGGCCUUGAGCUGAGAGUUCCAUUUCUGGAUCACCGAUUUUCUUCCUAUUACUUGUCUCUGCCACCGGAAAUGAGAAUCCCAAAAGAUGGGGUAGAAAAGCACCUCCUGAGAGAGGCCUUUGAAGACUCCAAGCUGCUGCCCAGGGAAAUUCUCUGGCGACCCAAAGAGGCCUUCAGCGAUGGGAUCACCUCAGUCAAGAAUUCCUGGUUUCAGAUUUUACAGGAAUUUGUGGAACAUCAGGUUGAUGAUGCAAUGAUGGCAGCUGCAGCCCAGAAAUUUCCCUUCAAUACUCCAAAAACGAAAGAAGGCUAUUAUUACCGCCAGAUCUUUGAGCGGCACUACCCGGGCCGGGCUGGCUGGCUGAGCCACUACUGGAUGCCCAGGUGGAUCAAUGCCACCGACCCUUCGGCCCGCACUCUGACCCAUUACAAGUCAGCCACCAAAGCCUAGGUGCUUGCUCUGCACCCUGUGGAGGGCAGGCAAAUGCUCCUUGUUGCUGUCAUGGUGGGGAAGCUGUGGUUGGCUAGGGGACCAGUAGGAGGCGAUCUUUUAGGCUUAUUUUGGCUUGACAAAAAUAAAAGUCGUUCAUCUAAAA
Molecule: messenger RNA, 2050 nt
Organism: Chinchilla lanigera (long-tailed chinchilla)
Lineage: Eukaryota; Metazoa; Chordata; Mammalia; Rodentia; Chinchillidae
Product: asparagine synthetase [glutamine-hydrolyzing]
Cellular component (GO): cytosol
Molecular function (GO): asparagine synthase (glutamine-hydrolyzing) activity
Source: RefSeq, a predicted model, not a curated record